Messenger RNA from Pochonia chlamydosporia 170, 378 nucleotides. RefSeq lists its product as hypothetical. Bases 1 to 378 code for a protein of 125 amino acids. The record is from RefSeq and is a predicted model, not a curated record. NCBI's taxonomy places the organism in Eukaryota, Fungi, Ascomycota, Sordariomycetes, Hypocreales, Clavicipitaceae. The transcript has a single exon.
AUGUUUACGGGGUCUGGUUUGCUAUUGAAACAAGUGCGACUGGUUUCGAUCCUGAGUGAAACAGUCGAGAAGUGGUCUUGUUUCGCAAACCCCAACAAUCCUGCCGCCCGUGAUUCACCACCAAGAAUUGCGCAACCGUUCAUCGCAUCGCACCCUUGCGGUGGCUUCGCCCAAGUUACAGCCCCUUCGUUCACAUUGCGGAAGGCUUGGUUGGUUCUGCAAUCUCGCCCAACAACAUAUGUACCAGAAAACCAAUGUCGCAACAGCUUCUAUCCUCGAGUGGACUCCUUCCAUCUUUCUAUCUUUUUCACGUCAAAAGACAGCUCCAAAUCAUCGCUAGGAUUUAUGCAUAAAAUACAGCUAUAUAGUGCACCUUAG